This is a messenger RNA of Fraxinus pennsylvanica, 2937 nucleotides long. NCBI's taxonomy places the organism in Eukaryota, Viridiplantae, Streptophyta, Magnoliopsida, Lamiales, Oleaceae. The record is from the annotation of a GenBank genome assembly.
AUGCCUUCUCUUCAGCUUCUACAGUUAACUGAACGUGGUCGGGGCCUUUUGGCCUCGAGGAGGAAAACACUACUUCUUGCAACUGGCAUCAUUGUUGCCGGUGGAACUGCUGCUGCAUACAUGCAAUCACGAAAUAGGUGUAGAAGACAGAAUUCUUUGGGUCACUGCAAUGGAACCAAAGACAAUGAAGAAGAAUCAAACAAUUUGAUUGGAAAGGAUAAUAACGUAACAAAGAGUAGGAAAAAGAGAGGAAGUUUGAGGUCUCUCCAAGUUUUGGCUGCUAUUCUUUUAUCUCGUUUGGGUCGAAUGGGUGCAAUAGAUAUUUUGUCUUUGGUGGCUAUAGCGGUUUCACGGACUGCUGUUAGCAACAGAUUAGCUAAAGUCCAAGGAUUCCUUUUUCGUGCUGCUUUUCUCCGACGUGUACCAGCAUUUUUCCGUCUUAUUCUUGAAAAUAUUUUACUUUGUUUCGUCCAGUCAACUUUGCAUUCUACCUCAAAAUAUAUAACAGGGACCUUAAGUUUACGGUUCAGGAAAAUAUUGACGAAGCUUAUCCAUACACAAUAUUUUCAGAAUAUGGUAUACUACAAGAUGUCCCAUGUUGAUGGUCGGAUAACUAACCCUGAGCAACGAAUUGCAAGUGAUGUACCGAGGUUUUGUUCAGAAUUGAGUGACCUUGUACAAGAAGAUCUGAUUGCUGUUACUGAUGGGUUGCUUUAUACUUGGCGUCUGUGUUCGUAUGCAAGCCCAAAAUAUGUUUUCUGGAUAUUGGCCUAUGUGUUCGUGGCAGGGACCACAAUCAGAAACUUCUCUCCCGCAUUUGGGAAACUCAUGUCCAAAGAACAACAGCUGGAAGGGGAGUACAGACAGUUGCAUUCACGAUUAAGGACCCAUGCAGAAAGUAUAGCAUUUUAUGGAGGUGAAACUAGAGAAGAUUUUCACAUUCAGCAGAAGUUUAAGAGUCUUGUGCGGCAUAUGAGGGUUGUUCUUCAUGACCAUUGGUGGUUUGGCAUGAUUCAAGACUUUUUGCUGAAGUAUCUUGGUGCUACUGUUGCUGUUAUCCUGAUAAUAGAGCCCUUUUUCUCUGGCAACUUAAGGCCUGAUUCUUCAACCUUAGGACGUGCAGAGAUGUUGAGUAAUUUAAGAUAUCAUACGAGUGUUAUAAUAUCAUUGUUCCAGUCCUUGGGAACUCUUUCUAUAAGUUCAAGACGGCUCAAUCGCCUGAGUGGCUAUGCUGAUCGUAUUCAUGAACUCAUGGGAAUAUCGAGAGAGCUUGGUGUACGCGAUGCAUCUUCUGUGAAGACUGAUGGGAGCAGGAAUUAUGUUAGUGAAGCAAAUUACAUCGAGUUUGAUGGUGUCAAGGUUGUUACUCCAACUGGCAAUGUAUUGGUAGAGGAUCUGACUCUGCGGGUUGAAGUAGGUUCUAAUCUGUUGAUUACAGGUCCAAAUGGAAGUGGGAAAAGCUCUCUUUUUCGAGUUUUGGGAGGUCUUUGGCCGCUGGUAUCUGGCCAUAUUGUGAAACCUGGAAUUGGUUCUGAUCUAAAUAAGGAAAUCUUUUAUGUGCCACAACGGCCAUAUACAGCAGUGGGAACUCUGCGCGACCAGUUGAUAUAUCCUCUUACUGCAGAUCAAGAGGUCGAACCUCUUUCAAAAAGUGAAAUGGUUGAGCUGUUAAAAAAUGUCGAUCUUGAAUAUCUCCUGGACCGUUACCCUCCUGAAAAGGAGGUGAAUUGGGGUGACGAAUUAUCGCUAGGCGAGCAACAAAGAUUGGGAAUGGCUCGUCUCUUCUACCACAAACCCAAAUUUGCUAUCCUGGAUGAAUGCACAAGCGCUGUGACGACUGCUAUGGAGGAACGUUUUUGUGCUAAAGUUCUAGCAAUGGGUACAUCAUGUAUCACUAUCUCUCACCGUCCUGCGUUAGUUGCAUUUCAUGAUGUGGUACUAUCCCUGGAUGGUGAAGGAGGCUGGAGUGUUCAUUAUAAGAGAGCGGAUUCUCCAGCUAUUACAGAAUCUGAAAACAGUAAAAGGAGAAAUUUGGAGACGGACCGCCAAAGUGAUGCGAUGGCUGUCCAACUUGCAUUUGCUAAUACAAAAAAGGAUUCGGCAUUUUCAGCUUCCAAGGGGCAAUCAUAUUCUUCGGAGUUAAUAGCAACAUCUCCUACCGACGAUGAUGAAUAUCCUUUGCCUGUCUUUCCACAAUUGCAAAGUGCUCCACGGCUAUUGCCUUUGCGUGUAGCUGCCAUGUUUAAAAUACUGGUUCCUACUGUGCUUGAUAAACAGGGAGCUCAACUCCUUGCAGUAGCCAUACUUGUUUUGUCCAGAACCUGGAUCUCAGACCGCAUUGCCUCGUUAAAUGGGACCACCGUUAAGUUUGUUCUGGAGCAAGAUAAAGCAGCCUUUAUUCGGUUGAUUGGUAUUAGUGUUCUCCAAAGUGCUGCAUCCUCCUUCGUUGCACCCUCUUUGAGGCACCUUACAGCUUUGCUUGCACUUGGAUGGAGGAUUCGUCUGACCAAGCACUUGCUGAAAAACUACUUAAGAAAUAAUGCAUACUAUAAGGUUUUUAACAUGACAUGCCAAAAUGUUGAUGCGGACCAGAGACUGACUCAAGACUUGGAGAAGUUAACCACUGACUUGUCUGGCCUGGUUACUGGGAUGGUAAAGCCAACUGUCGAUAUUUUAUGGUUCACCUGGAGAAUGAAGCUUUUAACUGGUAGAAGGGGAGUUGCUAUUUUGUAUGCUUACAUGUUACUAGGUUUGGGUUUUCUAAGGAGUGUCACUCCUGACUUUGGUGAUCUGGCAAGUCGAGAGCAACAACUAGAAGGAACUUUUAGGUACAUGCAUGAAAGAUUACGUACGCAUGCGGAAUCUGUUGCCUUUUUUGGUGGUGGUGCCAGAGAGAAAGAGGCUAGUCUCAUUAUCCCUUUGUAUCUCCUGCUUUAA